CGUGCGGCUGCCGUUUCGUUUGUUAUCCCAAGCGCGCCGCUACACAAAUAAUAAACAAAUUCACCUAUGAAUUGCUAUAUUUUUAUAAAAUUAGCGCAAUGUGAAAGCAGCAAAAGCAAAAAAAGUAUUUGCAACAAAUAGAACAAGUGUUGUUGUUGUUGUGGUGGUUGCUGCUGUCGCUAACAUAAUUGACUCUGCAACAUGACGACAUCGACAACAUGCUCGACCACGCCCACUCAGCAGCAGCAGCAGCAACUGCUGGGCAAUGUGCAAAAGCAGCGCGGCCGUGUACAUCAAGUGCUAAAAUGUGUUAUUAAUUUGCACAUUGAGUUUUUGAUGCUCGAGUCUGAGGUGGCCGCAUUACUCAGCGAGGUGAGGACAUUGAAUGACGACUUUGCGGAGGUGCAGCGCCUGGACAGUUUAAUUGAAGCGUUGCGUAAUUACAGUGGACCUACCAUAUGCCACGAAUGGCCAUAUCCUUUGAUAUUCAAGGGCACAAUUGAUGAAGCACAUGUUGCACAAAUACUCAACAACAACAGCAGCUGCAGCUAGAAAUCAAAGAUUAGUAUUAAGCUGUAAUUAUUUAUUAAUAAAUAUAUGAAAUGUUAGAA
Messenger RNA from Drosophila busckii, 611 nucleotides. RefSeq lists its product as uncharacterized. The record is from RefSeq and is a predicted model, not a curated record. Lineage: Eukaryota; Metazoa; Arthropoda; Insecta; Diptera; Drosophilidae. Bases 202 to 552 code for a protein of 116 amino acids. The transcript has 2 exons.